AGUUUACCUCCAUUCCAUCCAGAUCUGCCCUCUCUCUCUCUCUCUCUCUCUAAAAUUCUGUUUGUUUGUCUCUCUCUCUAGAAGUGUGCGAGGAGGGGGUUGAUGAUAGAAAUGGAGAAACUGAUGGGAUGGUUGGUCAUCGUCUUCGCAUUGCUCGUAGCGACGCAAGUAACAUCCGAUGGUUCUGAUCACACCUACAAAUCUGGAGAUCCUGUCCCUCUCUACGCCAAUAAAGUCGGCCCCUUUCACAAUCCCAGUGAAACAUACCGCUUUUUUGAUCUGCCUUUCUGCAUGCCAGAUCAUGUCAAAGAGAAAAAGGAAGCUCUUGGCGAAGUAUUGAAUGGAGACCGUUUAGUCAGUGCCCCCUAUAAACUUGAUUUUUUGGCUGAAAAAGACUCUGAAACUGUUUGCAAGAAGACUCUGACCAAGGAAGAAGCUGCCAAGUUCCGAAGUGCUGUCUCAAAGGACUACUACUUCCAAAUGUACUAUGAUGACUUGCCCAUCUGGGUUUUCUUAGGGAAGGUUGACAAGGAAGGCAAAGCUGAUCCUAGCGAGUACAAAUAUUACCUAUUUAAGCAUCUUCACUUUGAGAUCCUCUACAAUAAGGAUCAUGUCAUCGAGAUUAAUGCGCGGACUGACCCUAAUGCCCUUGUUGACCUCACUGAGGAUAAAGAUGUUGAUGUGGAAUUCAUGUACACUGUCAAGUGGAAAGAAACUAAUACUCCUUUUGAGAAGCGGAUGGAGAAGUACUCACAGUCUUCUUCACUACCACAUCACUUGGAAAUUCAUUGGUUUUCAAUAAUCAAUUCUUGUGUAACAGUUCUCCUCUUGACUGGUUUUCUUGCCACGAUUCUCAUGCGAGUCCUGAAGAAUGAUUUUGUGAAGUAUGCCCAUGAUGAGGAGACAGCCGAUGACCAAGAAGAAACUGGGUGGAAGUACAUCCACGGUGAUGUUUUUAGGUUCCCGAAAUACAAGUCGUUGUUUGCUGCAGCUCUUGGUUCUGGCUCCCAGCUAUUUACCCUUACAAUUUUUAUCUUUGUGCUUGCUCUGGUUGGUGUUUUCUAUCCAUACAACCGGGGAGCUCUGUUCACUGCACUGGUUGUCAUAUAUGCCCUUACAUCUGGGAUUGCAGGCUAUACUGCAGCCUCUUUCUAUUGCCAGCUGGAAGGAAUAAACUGGGUGAGAAAUUUGUUAUUGACUGGAAGCCUGUUUUGUGGACCUCUGCUUCUCACAUUCUGCUUCCUCAACACUGUUGCAAUUUUUUACAGUGCCACAGCAGCACUGCCAUUUGGUACCAUUGUGGUGAUAGUUCUCAUAUGGACUCUUGUCACAUCACCUUUGCUAGUAUUGGGUGGUAUCGCAGGAAAGAAUAGCAAAGCUGAGUUUCAAGCUCCUGUUCGCACCACAAAAUAUCCUAGAGAGAUCCCACCAUUGCCUUGGUAUCGUGGAGCACUUCCGCAGAUGGCAAUGGCUGGGUUUUUACCUUUCAGUGCAAUCUAUAUUGAACUCUACUACAUAUUCGCGAGUGUUUGGGGUCACAGGAUUUACACUAUAUACAGCAUCUUAUUUAUAGUCUUCAUCAUUCUCCUAAUUGUUACUGCUUUCAUCACUGUGGCUUUGACAUAUUUUCAACUUGCUGCUGAAGACCAUGAGUGGUGGUGGAGGUCUUUCCUUUGUGGUGGAUCGACCGGUUUAUUCAUCUACGCCUACUGCUUGUACUACUACUAUGCACGGUCAGAUAUGUCUGGUUUCAUGCAAACCUCAUUCUUCUUUGGGUACAUGGCUUGCAUAUGCUAUGGUUUCUUUCUGAUGCUCGGAACUGUAGGUUUCCGUGCAGCUCUGUUCUUUGUCCGUCAUAUAUACCGCUCAAUCAAAUGCGAGUAGUGUGUGGGGUCGUUUUGUUGGCCUUCCAGGUUUUACUGGUAUGUCUUACAAAUGCAGGGAUGACAUUCCCUGACGAAAGAGGACCAUGUAGAACAGUAGGACUUUUGAGGGAGCUUGUACUAAAAUUCAUCCAGCUGUUACGUGGAAACAAUUCCUCUUUUUUUUCUUUUUUCUUUUUUGUUGCUUUUUUCACAUCUCACCAAUUUAUUUACAAGUAUAUUAGUGUUAGUAGUUUUUUCCCCCCGUUUUGUAAUUUUAUUUUGUUUCAAUGUAGCAAGAGCUCAAGUGAAAUUGGAGUCUUUCAUGGAGGUUCUUGAGAUGAUUUUGGGUUUUUUCA
Camellia sinensis is the source of this 2221-nucleotide messenger RNA. RefSeq names its product transmembrane 9 superfamily member 3. The record is from RefSeq and is a predicted model, not a curated record. Gene Ontology annotation, biological process: protein localization to membrane. Gene Ontology annotation, cellular component: membrane. Lineage: Eukaryota; Viridiplantae; Streptophyta; Magnoliopsida; Ericales; Theaceae.